Messenger RNA from Zootoca vivipara (common lizard), 2445 nucleotides. RefSeq lists its product as uncharacterized. Gene Ontology annotation, molecular function: O-methyltransferase activity; oxidoreductase activity, acting on the CH-OH group of donors, NAD or NADP as acceptor. NCBI's taxonomy places the organism in Eukaryota, Metazoa, Chordata, Lepidosauria, Squamata, Lacertidae. The record is from RefSeq and is a predicted model, not a curated record.
CUGAUCUCGUACAAUCAGCAGCAACAUCUCCAGAAGCUUGGGUGAAUGGUACCACAAUGCCACACUUUGCAGAAUUAUCCGUUGGGGCUGUAGUUGAGAACCUCAAGAAAGCGAGAGAGAUAGCACAUGGUCACCCUGGAAUUCCUGAAGAGCUAGGAUGUUACUUGCAGAAAGCUCUUGAUGCAGCAGGAGAAUUGGACCUUUGCUUGACAACAGAGGCAUGUUCUAACAGGACAACGUCAUCCAAGGAUUGCCUUUUGAAUGUCCAAUUCAGUGAAAUGAAGGUCGAGACUAAUGAAGAGCAGCUCUCAAGCUAUGCAGAAGAGCAACUUCACAGGAUGCUGGUGCGUAUGACGGGAGCCAAAAUGAUUUUGAUAAUAGGAAGGCUAAAAGUCCCAUCCAUUUUGGCUAUGGCUGAACUGGUGCCAGAAGAUAGCAGCAUAACCAUAUGUGCCACACAGCCCCAUUUUGGAGAAUCCAGCCAGGAGGCCUUUGAUUUCUCAGCUCAUGGCAACAAAAUGAGGGCACAAAUAGGACCAAUAAUGGACUCCUUGGAGGAGUUAGCAGCCGUGGGGAAAGAUUUUGAUAUAGUCUUUAUUGAUGCCGAUCAAAGGAACCCUGCAGAGUACUAUCGCUUUGUCAUGGAGAACCAUUUGCUAAGGAUGGAUGGGACGCUCUGCAUAGAGAACACCCUCAUGAAAGGAGAGGCCUACCUGGAGAAUACGGCAGAUGAAAAUGUAUUAGGUGUCAAAAAACUGAAUCAAGUAAUUAAUUCAGAUCCUCGCAUGGAGCAGGUGGUCCUCCCUGUGGAAGGUGGCUUGAUUCUUCUCCAAAGGAGUCGGAUAUGGGCCGAUGAGGAGACUAACCUAGCAGGUGUUGUGAAAGACGACGUGUUUUGGGGCCACCGUGGUCGCCGCAUCCUCGACCGCCUGCAGCUGGACGGCAAAGUCGCCUAUGUCACCGGAGGAGGCCAGGGGAUCGGCCGAGCCUUUUGCCAUGCGCUGGGGGAAGCAGGGGCGAAAGUAGCUGUGGCGGAUCUGGUGCUUGCCAAAGCAGAGGCAGUAGCAUGUGAGCUGAGGCUCAAAGGGAUAAAAAGCAUUGCUAUAGCAGCAGACAUAAGCAGACCAGGAGAUGUGCAGAGGAUGCUUGCUACGAUCGUAGAUAAGUGGGGCACAGUCCAUAUCGCAUGUAACAAUGCAGGGAUCAACAUGAAUUCGCCAAGCGAAGCUACCUCCCUGGAAGAAUGGGACAAAACUUUUAAUGUGAAUUUGCGAGGCUUGUUUUUGUGUUGCCAGGCUGCAGGCCGCAUUAUGCUGAAUCAAGGAUAUGGGAAGAUAAUUAACACAGCAUCUAUGGCAAGUUUAAUAGUUCCUCACCCACAGAAGCAAUUAGCUUACAAUGCUUCGAAAGCCGGGGUUGUAAAGUUAACUCAGACGUUGGGGACGGAGUGGAUUGAUAGAGGAGUGAGAGUGAACUGCAUUUCUCCGGGGAUUGUUGAAACACCGCUCAUCCAUUCUGAGGAGCUGAAACCUCUUGUGCAGUGCUGGCUCAGGGACAUCCCCGCCGGAAGGCUGGCUCGAGUGACAGACUUGCAAGCUGCCGUAGUAUACUUGGCAUCUGAAGCUUCAGAUUAUAUGACUGGCCACAACUUAGUCAUUGAAGGAGGGCAAAGCUUAUGGUAGAAAAGGGAUGGAAAUGCUCUUUCAAUGCAUGCGGAGGAAUGACAGGCACACAGGAAAGACUCCCCUGGUCACAUUGCAGUUCUGCACGAGUUAUGAGUGUUCGGAUUCUCUCCCCACGUUGUCGAUUAAUUCCUUCCUUCCAAAAAUACAGCUUUUAAUUUCCAAACUGCUAUUUUAGACCCAAUCUACAGCAGCUCUUGUCUUAACAAAAGUCAGCAUGUGGAGGUUUGCUUAUUUUAAAAAAAUAUGCCCUAGACUGAAUGCACACACACACACACACACACAGAGAGAGAGAGAGAGAGAGAGAGAGAGAGAGAGAGAUUUUCCCACAUUCAGUUCAGUGGAGUAAACAGAUUGCCACUAUGCAAAUAAUUUUGUACUUAAAAAAAUUAAAAUAAAGCAGGAUCCUAUAUUUUAGCCAGCAGAGAAGACAUCCUGUUGCCAGCUUGAAUGUUGUGUUUGAAUCUUUGCUAAAUUACUGCUUCAAUUAAUCAAGAAAAUUUGUUGAUACUUCUACUGCAGCUGCAAUGUCAAAUAUAGGGGGGGGGGAAUUGCACAGGGCGGGGAAAGAGAAAUGCUUGAAAUGCUAAGUUAUUCUUGCAGCAGAAUUUUGUCUUGAGAAAGAAAACCUAGGAUUGACAGUCAAUGUUAGUCGGUUUGUGUUGUAGCCCCCCCACCCCAGCUUUAAAUGGAAAUGAUUCCAGGAAUUGCUCUAACAGGUGUUGGGAUUGCAUUCUGCAUUGCAAAAUUAAAAUCACUUUAU